Cryptomeria japonica (Japanese cedar) is the source of this 837-nucleotide messenger RNA. Its product is annotated as alcohol dehydrogenase-like 7. Gene Ontology annotation, cellular component: cytosol. Bases 1 to 837 code for a protein of 278 amino acids. The transcript has 7 exons. Gene Ontology annotation, molecular function: zinc ion binding; S-(hydroxymethyl)glutathione dehydrogenase [NAD(P)+] activity. The record is from RefSeq and is a predicted model, not a curated record. NCBI's taxonomy places the organism in Eukaryota, Viridiplantae, Streptophyta, Pinopsida, Cupressales, Cupressaceae. Gene Ontology annotation, biological process: formaldehyde catabolic process.
AUGAAUGGUGGAUUUGUUGAAGUUGCUAUGUGUUGGGCACUUGGGGAAGCUCUGGUUGGAAUUUUUUUAUAUGAUUUGCAUUCUAACAAAAUUAUAUUCCGAGAAUCGUUUCUAUUAAGAGUGGAAAGUGUGAAGGGUAUUGAGGAGGGAGACACGGUGAUACUUGUUUUUAGGCCAAAUUGCAUUGAGUGUGUGGAUUGCAAGUCAACCCAAAGCAAUAUGUGUUACAUCAGUUCAAAAAGAAGAAUUGAAGGACUGAUGAAAAGUGACAAUGGUACCAGAUUCAACAUCAAUGGGAAACCUAUAUACCAUUUUGUAGGUGUUUCCAGCUUCUCUGAAUUCACUGUUGUAGGGGUUGAUCAAGUUGUCAAAAUAAAUCCAAUGGUUUCUCCUGAUAAAGUUUGUCUUCUUAGGUGUGGGGUCACAACAGGAUUAGGUGGGGCUUGGAAGGUGAGAAAUGUAGAGAAAGGCUCCAGUGUGGCUGUCUUUGGUUUAGGAACUAUUGGCAUGGCUGUUUCAGAAGGUGCAAGAAUCAGAGUUGUAUCUAGAAUCAUUGGUGUUGAUGUGAAGUCUAAAAAAUUUGAUAUUGGCACAGAGCUUCAGCUAGAUGAUUUCAUUACUCAUGAAAUCUCAUUUCCAGAGAUCAACAAGGCAUUUGAGUUGCUGAUGGAAGGAGAAUUUCAUUCAGUUCGAGUAGGUUCAUACAGUUCAAACAGUUUAGGGAGGUUUAAACAGUUCAUUCAAUUCGAGCAGGUUCAUACAGUUCAAACAGUUCAGGGAUGUUCAAACAGUUCAGGGAUGUUCAAAGAGUUCAGUGAUAUUCAAUCUGUUCGAUGA